AACCACUAGAGGGGAUAUCGGGGACUAAGCGAGAGAAGGCAGAGAAUGGCGAUCGAGGAAGCGUGGAGCUCGAGACUCUAGUCCUCGAGAAGGUAGAAGAAGUCUCCUCCGCGAUCUGCGCCGUCGACUCCCUCGUCGUUCGCAUUCUACCGGUCGAUUCCUCUGCUCUAUGCGUGCUUCUGAAGCUAUCACUCCUAGCUGUCAUCAUGGUGAGCUAUCUUGCUUGAAGACAUAAUUGAUAGAGGUAAAUCUGGGAAGAAGAUUUCCUGAUUGUAAGCAUUGUGGGGGUCCAUGACCUUCGUGUUGUGAGGUCGGAUGAGUCUCAUAAAACGAUCAAACGAUCGAACUCGGUGUUGACCGGAUUGGAUCGAGCGGUCUAGCAUUGGCCCAUUUCAAAUCCCAAUCUUGAUUACGUUUCACUAUUCGAUCGGACGAUCGAACUCGGUCUUGACCAGAUUGGAUCGAGCGGUCUAACAUUGGCCCGAUUCAAAUCCCAAUCUUGAUUUCGUUUCACUAUUCUAUCGGACGAUCGAGCUCGGUCUUGACGGGAUUGGAUCGAGCGGUCUAGCACGGGUCCGGUUCAGAUCCCAAUACCAAUCCCAAUCGCAAUCCCAAUCGUGGGCCUGGGUUCGGUCGGUCUUUAGACAUUGAUGCGCCGAAGUCUACACCACCAAUACUGUUUCAGUUCCUCGAAGCUCAUUCCAUCUAUGCCGAUCUCCAAUUCCCUUUGUCCAAACCCUAUAAGAUGACUUGCUUUACCGUCUUCCCGUUCCCCCUCUGCCACACUGCUCCCUUCCACUGCCUUCUUCCUCCUCCCACUUUCUAAGGCUUCUACGACGACUAAAGAGAAGGAAAAUAAUCGCACAUUCCCCCCUCUGAGACAUGGGGUUUGGUCCUCCGAGAUGUCUCUCCUUACUCUAGACCAGUUCCUGGCCCGAUCCCCUUUCCUUGGUUCUUCCGCAGUUGGAGGAAACAUCGGCGAAGACGGGGCCGUGGUGGCGGUGACGGAGCAGGCGACGAAGAGCAUGUACUUGGCCGAGAAGCCCCGGAGCGUCGAUUUCUACGACACUAGCGGAUUGCCGCCGCAACAACAGCAGCAGCAGCAGCAUCCGCAGCAGCAGAUGCAUUUGGCGGAGAGCAGUGGCGACGACCAUGAGGUCAAGGCUCCCAAGAAGCGCGCGGAGACGUGGGCCCAGGAGGAGACGAGGAGCCUCAUAUCGUUCCGGCGGGAGAUCGAUGGGCUCUUUAACACCUCCAAGUCGAACAAGCACCUGUGGGAGCAGAUCUCUGCGAAGAUGCGGGAGAAAGGGUUCGACCGGUCCCCGACCAUGUGCACGGAUAAGUGGAGGAACUUGCUGAAGGAGUUCAAGAAGGCGAAGCACCAGUCGAAGGGAAGCGGGUUGGGUAAGAUGUCGUACUAUAAGGAGCUCGACGAAUUGCUUAAAGAGAGGAACAAGAAACCCGGCUUCAAGAGUCCUGUAGCGCCAAAGAUCGACACCUUCCUGCACUUUUCUGAUAAAGGCCUUGAAGAUGCAAAUACUCCAUUUGGGUCUGUUGAAGCAAGUGGUAGGUCACCUCUCAACCUCGACAGACCUAUGGAGCAUGAUAGACAUCCACUUGCUAUAACAGCCGUUGAUGCAGUUGCAGCUAAUAGUGUACCUCCUUGGAAUUGGAGAGAUGCUUCUGUGAAUGAUAAUAAUGCCUCAUAUGGUGGAAGGGUUAUUCUAGUUAAAUGGGAGGAUUACUCUAGAAGGAUUGGUAUUGAUGGCACCGCAGAGGCAAUCAAGGAGGCUAUCAAGUCAGCAUUUGGUUUAAGAACCAAAAGGGCAUUUUGGCUUGAGGACGAAGAUAAUGUGGUUCGCAGCCUUGAUCGGGACAUGCCUUUGGGUUCCUAUACUCUUCAUCUCGAUGAGGGGAUAACAAUAAAAGCCUGCACAUACGAUGACACUGACCGCAUGCCAGUUCGAACCGAAGAGAAGACACUUUACACAGAAGAUGAUCUCCGUGAUUUCCUUUCUCGCCGUGGUUGGGUUGGCCUCAGAGAGUUAAGCGGCUUUAAAAAUGUCGACACUUUGGAUGAUCUUCGUUCUGGUGCUAUGUACCAGGGGGUAAGAUCGUUGAUCGAUUAGCAAGUUCUGAUGUAUGACUGGUUGAAGAACAAGAAAACCACCAUUAUAAUGAGUUAAAUAUUACUUUUAUGUUUGGCAUUACUCCAAUCAUACUGAGAAUUAAGUUCUACAUAUACUGUAAGUCAUGAUGUGGUUGCAGUGCAAUCAAAUCAUGAGCAUCUGAGUAAAUGAUUACUUGGUAAUUUCUAUUGUA
Molecule: messenger RNA, 2322 nt
Organism: Musa acuminata AAA Group (dessert banana)
Lineage: Eukaryota; Viridiplantae; Streptophyta; Magnoliopsida; Zingiberales; Musaceae
Product: trihelix transcription factor GT-1-like
Exons: 8
Coding region: 903-2129 (408 amino acids)
Source: RefSeq, a predicted model, not a curated record